Mus pahari (shrew mouse) is the source of this 2658-nucleotide messenger RNA. RefSeq names its product CRK like proto-oncogene, adaptor protein (gene Crkl). Bases 502 to 1413 code for a protein of 303 amino acids. Lineage: Eukaryota; Metazoa; Chordata; Mammalia; Rodentia; Muridae. The transcript is spliced from 3 exons. The record is from RefSeq and is a predicted model, not a curated record. Gene Ontology annotation, biological process: positive regulation of ERK1 and ERK2 cascade. Gene Ontology annotation, molecular function: protein binding.
AGGGGGAGGUGCCCGGCUGCUUCUCCCGCGUCCGCCAUUUUGUUGCUGUGGCUAGUGGGAGCGGGCUGGGCGAGACGGCCCGGGAGGCGCGACUCUCGUUGGAGUGCGGUGCUUCGUGUGACCGCGAGGAUCGGUGCGGGCUGUUGAGGCUGCGGAGCCGACGGGUUCCAGGACAGAAGUCACUGGAGCUUCCCCUGUACUCCGGACAGCUGAGAAGCCCGAGGCGGCCUCCGCUACUGCUCAGCUUCGCCCACCUCGACCCGGGGGCUUUGCCCAGUGUUCCCGGACCGGCUCUCUCCGUGAGGCGGCCCGGUGCAGGAGGGCGGUGGCGGAGGAUGCUGCGGGGCCCGGAGCCUAGAGGAACGUCCUGACCAAGCCCUCCGAUUGUUCCUCGAAGUGUUCCGAGAGGCCCUUCCUCGACCCCAAAGCCGACAGUGGGUAAAGGCUUCCCAAGCAAGCGAGAGAGAGCAGCAGACGCCGCCCAUCCCCGGGCCCAACACCAUGUCCUCCGCCAGGUUUGAUUCUUCAGACCGCUCUGCCUGGUACAUGGGGCCGGUGACUCGCCAGGAGGCGCAGACUCGUCUCCAGGGCCAGCGCCAUGGCAUGUUCCUAGUCCGGGACUCAUCUACCUGCCCCGGGGACUAUGUACUGUCCGUGUCCGAGAACUCGCGUGUCUCGCACUACAUCAUCAACUCCCUGCCCAACCGCCGCUUUAAGAUCGGGGACCAGGAGUUUGACCAUUUGCCGGCCUUGCUGGAGUUCUACAAGAUCCACUACCUGGACACUACCACCUUAAUCGAACCGGCGCCCAGGUACCCAAGCCCACCAGUGGGUUCUAUCUCAGCACCCAACUUACCUACAGCAGAAGAAAAUCUGGAAUAUGUACGGACUCUGUAUGAUUUUCCUGGGAAUGAUGCUGAAGACCUACCCUUUAAGAAGGGUGAGCUUCUAGUGAUAAUAGAAAAGCCUGAAGAGCAGUGGUGGAGUGCCCGCAACAAGGACGGCCGGGUUGGGAUGAUUCCUGUCCCUUACGUUGAAAAGCUUGUGAGGUCUUCGCCACAUGGAAAGCAUGGAAAUAGGAAUUCUAACAGUUACGGCAUCCCAGAACCUGCUCACGCGUAUGCUCAACCUCAGACCACAACUCCUCUACCUACAGUUGCCAGUACUCCUGGGGCAGCAAUCAACCCUUUGCCAUCCACACAGAAUGGACCUGUCUUUGCAAAAGCAAUCCAGAAGAGAGUACCUUGUGCUUAUGACAAGACUGCCUUGGCAUUGGAGGUUGGUGACAUUGUGAAAGUCACAAGGAUGAAUAUCAAUGGCCAAUGGGAAGGCGAGGUGAAUGGGCGCAAGGGGCUUUUCCCCUUCACACAUGUCAAAAUCUUUGACCCUCAGAACCCCGAUGACAACGAGUGAUUGCUGUGCUGUCCCUGCUGCUGCUGCCUCCUUCUGCCUGUCAGUCUCCUUUGAAGUGGGAAGCACUCUGUCACAUGCAAGUUACACCGAGCUGCUGGCAGCCAGCUUUCCAUACAUUGGCAGUCCCUGCACAUUCGGAAUGCCUCAGCAGCUGCCUCGCUCACUCGGCAUUUGUAUCAUAGUCAUGCUGUCAAAGAGUAGCUGGUUUUAGAGUUCUUGUGGAUUGUGAACUGGAAACACUGGUGGAAGCACACAGUAGAGACUUGAACACAGAGUGGCUCUUCCUUCCCAUCACUGCCUUGUUUGUACUGGAGGCUGACAUAGAGAGCGAGAAAGCCUGCUGAUGGUCUGCAUGGAGACGGUGAGGCUUGGUCCACAGAACAGUGGCUUUGCCACCAACUCAAUUUUCUUUGGACAACAGAGGAAGUAAAACUCCAGACAAUUCUGUCCCGAACUCCUCGAGUCUGGCUGGUUUUCAUUUUCUUUUGUUUAGUUUUGUUUUUGGAAGACUAAUUAAUUAUAGUUGUGUGUUCUGAACAGAUUUUUAAAUAGUAGGUUGGAGUUUUGUGAUGGUCUAAGGAACAAUCCAUGUCCCUGAGCUUCCAAACUGAAGCCACUGUACGUAACUAAAAUAGGAAAAGACCCCCUGAAGUAGGGGCCUUUAUCGAUUGGUUGCCACAGUACCUUGUUUACCAUGUGACAUACAGUGUGCACAAGCAGCAGUCAUGGUGUGCCGUGCUGUGAAGCGCCAAAGUGGGGGUGGGCCUCUUCAGUGAGAAUGUAGUGAAGUGUGUGGCCUUACUAGAUCCAUGAGUUAAAUUGCAUUGCUGUGUUCCACCACAAAGGCCACCCAGCCCUUCCUGUACAGACCUAGCUUGUCCAGGCAGCUUGAGAGUAAUGUCUGUUCUGGUUCCACAGCCUGAGUAGAACCAGAAUACAGUGCUUCUGAGCAAAAGAAGAUGCCCAUCGACCAUGAGCCAUUUUUCCUGCAUGUCAGCUAGUACAGAUAUGUGUCUGAUCCCUCAUCCACACAUGGCAAACCAGAGUUCUAGAACCUUUCUAGAGUACACUCUUUUCAGCUAGACCCUGAUGAUGACAAGCCUCCACAUAGAACGCAGCAGACCUAGAGAUGUAGUAACUAGUGAGCAGCUCUGGCAUUUACGGAAUAUCUUCUGUAACCAUGGCCCUGGCUCUGCAGGCCUGAGGCUUUGAGAACUAAUGGAACAUAUUCAGGUGACAAAACCA